Balaenoptera musculus (blue whale) is the source of this 993-nucleotide messenger RNA. It is a transcript of the gene FCGR1A, whose product is annotated as Fc fragment of IgG receptor Ia. NCBI's taxonomy places the organism in Eukaryota, Metazoa, Chordata, Mammalia, Artiodactyla, Balaenopteridae. The record is from RefSeq and is a predicted model, not a curated record. Gene Ontology annotation, molecular function: transmembrane signaling receptor activity. Gene Ontology annotation, biological process: cell surface receptor signaling pathway; regulation of immune response.
AUGAAGACCCUGGUGAUCCACUGGGUUGAAGGAAAGAUGCAGCAACGCCGGGAGGACCGGGUCCCUGCGGACGCCGACUUCAUCUUCAGGGACUUAAAGGAGAGGCUGCCCUUCUCCUACAGGUCUCUUCCUGCCCGGACGUUACUGCCCGCGAGGGAGAACGAGAGGAGCCGGGAGGGCAGCGGGUGUCAUGGAUGGAAGAAUAAGCUGGUGUACAAUGUACUUUUCUACCAAAAUGGCAAAACCUUUAAGUUUUCUCCUCAGAAUUCUGAAUUCACCAUUCUGAAAACCAACCUGAGUCACAGUGGCAUCUAGCACUGUUCAGGCAUGGGAAGGCAUCGCUACACAUCAGCAGGAGUAUCUAUCACUUUAUAAAAGCUAUUUCCAGCCCCAGUGCUGAGAUCAUCCUUGUCAUUCCCCCUCCUAGAGGGGAAUCUGGUCAACCUGAGCUGUGAAACAAAGUUGCUCCCACAAAAGCCUGGUUUGCAGCUUUACUUCUCCUUAUCCCUUGUGGGAAGCAAGACACUGAUGAGCAGGAACAUAUCCUCUGAAUACCAGAUACUACCUGCUAAAAAAGAAGACUCCGGAUUAUACUGGUGUGAGGCUACCACAGAAGAUGGAAAUGUCAUCAAGCACCGCCCUGAGUUGGAGCUUCAGGUGUUUGUAGGGAUAAUAUUUUUGGUGGACACUGUUUUCUGUGUGAUAAUACAUAAGGAACUACAAAGAAAGAAAAAGUGGAAUUUAGACAUCUCUUUGGGUUCUGAUCAUGGGAAGAAGGUAACUUCGUACCUUCAAAAAGAUAGAUAUUUAGAAGAAGAGCUGAAAUGUCAGGAACAAGAAGAACUGCAAGAAAGGACACACCAGGAGAAGCCCUGGGAGGGCUUGGUGCUGCGUCUGGUCAAGGCCUGGUACCACCUCCUCCUUUCUUCAGAUGCCACCUGCAGGCAGUUCUCCAAAAUGCCUCUGAUUCUUGAAGGCUCCUCUGCUGUGUGA